Messenger RNA from Trichomonas vaginalis G3, 849 nucleotides. RefSeq names its product beta-1,4-mannosyl-glycoprotein beta-1,4-n-acetylglucosaminyl-transferase family. Bases 1 to 849 code for a protein of 282 amino acids. Gene Ontology annotation, biological process: N-acetylglucosamine metabolic process; protein N-linked glycosylation. Gene Ontology annotation, cellular component: membrane. The record is from RefSeq and is a predicted model, not a curated record. The transcript has a single exon. NCBI's taxonomy places the organism in Eukaryota, Parabasalia, Trichomonadida, Trichomonadidae. Gene Ontology annotation, molecular function: beta-1,4-mannosylglycoprotein 4-beta-N-acetylglucosaminyltransferase activity.
AUGUUGUAUAUUAGACUCUGGCGACUUGAUCCUUAUGUUGACAAAUUUAUAAUUUACGCCGGAGGUACUUCUUUCUCAGGAAACAAACGAAACUUAUCUACAUACCCUUUUGAGAAAGAAAUAAGUCAGUAUGAAUCAAAAAUUCAUUGGAUUACAGAAGAUGCAGGAUGCACACUAUUAGAUUCAAAGCUUUUCAAAGGUACAUGGUGCAGAGAGAAUUCCGCACGAAGUGCUAUUUACCCAGCAUUAAAACAAUACGGACCAAACCAAGAAGAUUUUAUAAUCUUUUCAGAUCUCGACGAAAUACCAAUAAGAUACGCCAUGGAGAUACUUCAACUAGAGCCACCAGAGACAGGCUAUGUUUUAGGUGGUUACUCCUCAUCUCCAAACUUCUUUUCUUUGAUAGAAAGAUGGGAUCUCGUCAGAUACUUUAGAUGGUUUAAAGAUUUUGAUAGAAUGUCAGAGGCAAGAGGCUUCAAUUUCAGUUUGUUCUAUAUUUUCCCAGCAGCUACGCAUUGUACUUCAUGUUUUGAUACUUAUGAAAAAUAUCAAAACAAAUUACAAACUUUUUCCCAUAAAAGUUUGAACAAGAAGCCAUACAAUACUCCAAACUUCAUAUUUAAGCAGAAUUAUUGUAGAACCAAUAUCUGGGGAAAGAGAUUUGAAGAAAAUUUUUCAAAUUUACGAUAUCUAGUUCCAAAACAUCCUAAAUUAAGAUAUUUAUUGGAUCCAACUUUUAUGUUAGAUCCAAAUAGAACAACAUAUCGCGAAUUCGAGUAUUUAUCCCUUUGUUCUGGAGAUAAUUAUAAUAGAAAUCCACUUGAUGACUUUACGAUUGGUUGGGACUAA